This is a messenger RNA of Adineta ricciae, 1455 nucleotides long. NCBI's taxonomy places the organism in Eukaryota, Metazoa, Rotifera, Eurotatoria, Adinetida, Adinetidae. The record is from the annotation of a GenBank genome assembly.
AUGACUGUUCGUGAUCCGACGCCUGUGCCUGAACAUCCAUCGUUAGAGGAAGUGUAUGAGGCAACGCCGUUUUCCGAAGCAUUCUGGACUUAUGUAAACUAUAUUAUUUUGAAUAUUUUCGGUUGGUUUCGUGAUUUUCUUCGACGAGCACGAAUCGAAAAUCGCAAAGGUUCAGCAGAAUAUAAUCCAUCGGGUUUCGUACCAUUAUAUCAAAGUUACGAAAGUUUCUAUACUCGAAAUGUUUACCAAAGGAUUGCCGAUUGCUUCAAUCGACCCAUUGGCGGCGUGCCAGGUGGAAAACUUGAUCUGAUGGAGCGGGUUACCGAGGACUACAAUUGGUCGUUUAAUUUCACGGGAAAUAAAAUCACAACAAUCAAUCUUGGUUCAUAUAAUUAUCUUGGUUUUGCGAAUAAUAAUGGCCCAAUAGCAGAUAAUGUCAUCGAGUCAAUCAAAGAGAAUGGUCUUGCUACAGCAAGUACAACUCAGGAAUUCGGAAAUUUGAAACAACAUCGAAAACUCGAAUCGUUAGUUGCUCAAUUUCUCGGUACUGAAGAUGCGAUUACCUUUGGUAUGGGAUUUGCAACAAACGCUCUGAACAUUUCAUCGCUUUGUGGAAAGGGUUGUUUGAUUUUAAGUGAUGAACUUAAUCAUGCAUCACUUGUUCUUGGUGCUCGUUUAUCUGAUUCUGUGAUUAAAGUUUAUAGACAUAAUGAUAUGAAACAUUUGGAACGAUUGUUACGAGAUUCUAUCGUCUCUGGUCAACCGCGAACUCAUCGACCCUGGCAAAAAAUCCUCAUUAUUGUCGAAGGUGUCUAUAGUAUGGAAGGUUCCUUAUGUAAAUUACCGGAAUUAAUCGAACUGAAAAAGAAAUAUAGAGCAUACCUCUAUCUGGAUGAGGCACAUUCCAUUGGUGCAAUGGGUUUACGUGGUCGCGGCGUCGUUGAUUACUGGAAAUGUGACGAGCUCAUCGAUCACAUUCGCAUAAAUUCACAUGCAUGUGCAUAUGCUAUGUCGAUGAGUCCGCCAGUUGUCGAACAAAUUAUUUCAGUAUUGAACUUAUUGAUUGACGACGAUGAAACACGUGAAGGUCGAAAACGAAUCAACCAAUUGGCAUGGAAUACGCGAUACUUUCGGCAACGUCUCUCCAAGAUGGGUUUCAUUGUUUAUGGACAUCCUCAUUCACCUGUUGUACCAGCUCUCUUAUACAGCCCAUCAAAGAUUGCAGCGUUCAAUCGUGAGAUGUUGAAACGAGGUGUUUCUGUUGUCACCGUCGGUUUUCCAGCUACGCCAUUAGUUCUUGGCCGUGUUCGUUUCUGCCUAUCGGCAUCGCACACCAAGGAAAUGCUUGAUGAUGUACUCAAGUAUGCCGAAGAAGUGGGUGAUUUAUUGAACAUGCGUCAAUCGAAAUUGAAUCCGAAAAAGCCAUUUCAUGAAACCGAGUUAAUAGCUCACUGA